This is a messenger RNA of Linum tenue, 1563 nucleotides long. The record is from the annotation of a GenBank genome assembly. NCBI's taxonomy places the organism in Eukaryota, Viridiplantae, Streptophyta, Magnoliopsida, Malpighiales, Linaceae.
GCCUUCUGGAAUGCUCCACAUCUUGAGCUUCCUUGCAUUUCCUUACUAAACCACUAGAACAAAUCACUCUUCAUCUCUCCCGCCUACAUCGCUAAACCCUCGUCGGCGCAGUCAAUCGAGGUAAGCGAAGGGAAUCAGCCAUGGCGUUGAUCUCCGAGUACGAGGAAGAAGAGAGCGGGACGAAGCCCUCGUCGUCGGCUGCCUCCUCGCCGCCUGCGCAGCCUUCGACUUUCACGGCCACUUUCGAUCCCAGCAAUCCGCUAGGGAUCGUGGAGAAACUCUUCGACUUCCUGGCCGCGGAGAGCGACUACCUCUCCAAGGACGCGGCGGAGAAGGAGAUCGCGGCGGUGGUGAAGGCUGCCAAGGAGAAGCGAAAAAGGAAGGAGGAGGCGGCGGAAAGAGAGAAGGCGGCCGCCGCUGCUAAGGCUGCCGAGAGCAACAAGAGAUUGAAGGAGGAAGAGAAAGAGAAGAAGAAGAAGCCCGAGAAGGAGGAAGAGAAGGGCGCCAGAGCUUCGACAGUCCCAAAUAAGGGCAAUGGACUUGAUCUGGACAACUACUCAUGGACUCAGACUCUGCAAGAGGUUACCGUGCUGGUUCCCGUUCCUCAUGGGACUAAGUCAAGAUUCGUAGUCUGUGACAUAAAGAAGAACCACCUGAAAAUCGGACUCAAGGGUCAGCCUCCAAUUCUUGAGGGGGAACUCUACAAGCCUAUCAAGGUUGAUGAUUGUUACUGGAGCAUAGGUCUGGUGUCUACAGAGGAUCAGAACACUAUCUCAGUUCUGUUGACCAAGCACGACCAAAUGGAAUGGUGGAAAUCUCUGGUGAAAGGAGGUCCUGAAAUCGAUACACAAAAGGUUGAACCUGAAAACAGCAAGCUUGCUGACCUGGACCCUGAAACACGCCAGACUGUCGAGAAGAUGAUGUUUGAUCAAAGGCAGAAGCAGAUGGGCCGCCCAACCAGCGAUGAGAUUCAGAAACAGGAUAUUCUGAAGAAGUUUAUGGCCGAGCAUCCAGAGAUGGAUUUCUCAAGGGCAAAGAUCAACUAACUUUUUUGAAGGCUGAUGAGCACACGGGACGUUGUGGUUUUGGGUUAGAUCGAAUCUCCCUGCUUCGAGUGUCUGUGGAUGGAGGUGUAAGUUGGUGGAACUAGUUUUGGUUAGUAUGAGUGGAAACCUCUUCCAAAGAGGGAUGUCUGGAUUUGGUUAGUUUAUAGCCUUCUGCAUGGAUCGGAGUGUUCUGGACUCGAGACGUUUGUGAUUCACAAGCAGUUAUUGCAACAUUGUCCUUUUUUGGUGUGCGAAACUCAAAAAUCAAAUGCUGAAGAUGGGUAUUAUAUUGAUGGAGAAGGGCUUUUUACACCAAGAGAUGUGCAAUUGCAGACCAACAACACUGUUCGCAGUGAUCUUUGUUUUCACCAUGAGCUGGAAAAUUAGAAUUUUGCUUUACAAUGUAUGCAAAGACUUAGGAGUGGUGAUUGCUCUUGCUAUUCAGUAUUCACAUUGUUCUUAAUAUUCGAGAUUUUGUGUUUAGCCGAUGAAGAAGGAUGUAUGCACUAAAAUUUUG